ACCUGUUCCAAAUGGUCUGGUCAUUCAUAAUAAAACAAAUAUCUCAUUGCAUAUGUUUUCUGCACAUAAACGUAUAAAUAAUAUUACGACUCUUCUAUAUAAUAGUAAUUAUUGUUUUCAGUGUUUGCUCCAGUGCGUCUACAAGAAAGUGAAAGCAGUUGAUGAAACUGGUUUUCCAGUAGUCGAUGGUUUAAUGAAACUGUACAAYGAAGGUGUCCAGGACAGAAACUACUACAUUGCUACUUUAUCCGCAGUUAGGCAUUGUAUUUCCAUCGCACAACAGCUAAAGCAGCAACAACCUACCAAAAGUUUCGAUGACGGACAGACUUGUGAUCUUGCAUAUGAAAUGUUUGAAUGCGUCAGUGAAAAAAUCGAAGAAAACUGUGGAGUUGAGAAUAAGUUAAAUAACUUAAGCCAACGUCAAGUUUAAAAAGAUUUCUUUGACUUUAUAAUAUAUUCCAACACUGUACAUAACUAACUAUCUUUAUAAUUGUUAUUAAUUAAUAUAAUCUUAUUUUAUUUAAAUUCAAAUCAACUUUCGUUGCUGUGUUAAUUA
Molecule: messenger RNA, 556 nt
Organism: Diuraphis noxia (Russian wheat aphid)
Lineage: Eukaryota; Metazoa; Arthropoda; Insecta; Hemiptera; Aphididae
Gene: Obp73a
Product: Odorant-binding protein 73a
Molecular function (GO): odorant binding
Source: RefSeq, a predicted model, not a curated record